Messenger RNA from Phymastichus coffea, 1642 nucleotides. RefSeq names its product protein-cysteine N-palmitoyltransferase Rasp (gene rasp). The record is from RefSeq and is a predicted model, not a curated record. Gene Ontology annotation, biological process: protein palmitoylation. The transcript is spliced from 7 exons. Gene Ontology annotation, cellular component: endoplasmic reticulum. Bases 11 to 1561 code for a protein of 516 amino acids. Gene Ontology annotation, molecular function: palmitoyltransferase activity. NCBI's taxonomy places the organism in Eukaryota, Metazoa, Arthropoda, Insecta, Hymenoptera, Eulophidae.
UUUGCUGAAGAUGACUAAGCUUCCACAACAGUUUUCCAAGCUUCCGAUCUGGGAAAUUUCAUUUUACGCUCUCGUUUGGACUGCAGCUGUUUUCUAUUCUAUUUAUUCUGUUUACCUGGUUACUAACGACUAUUUUAAUGAUUAUUUCGAUGAUGCCUACAAUGACUUUGAAAUUGGAUGGUCAUUUAUUCAAAGAAAAAUCGACAUUUCUGAUGAAGAAUGGAGGAUGUGGAUUCCAUUUAUAUUUAAGUUGUCUCCAUGGGUUUUGGUUCAAGUCCUAAUCAGUCAACAGAUGAAACUGCUGUUCCAUAAUACUGAGAUUCUAUGCCUUUGGUAUAGUUUUGUAUCUAUUGCUUUUUUAUUGUACUACUUUGGACUUACAACCACUUUUUGUACAUUACUACUACCAUUGACAUCAUGUUUACUAACUGUAUUGAAAAGCAAAGCCUUGUCAUGGAUUGUUCAUUGUAUAACUCUGUUUUUUAUCUACCAUGCUAGAACUUCGAAAUUAUUUCAAGAUUGGAUUCAAUUACAUGAUGAACAAUUUUUCAUGCUAUCAUCUGCUAUCUGUUGGAUACAAUUACGUAGUAUUAGCUAUAGUAUUGAUAGUAUAGUAACAUAUAAUCGUAUUAAUAUAUUUGGAUUUAUGAAAGACUUAUUGCAAAAUAUAGCUUACUGUUUAUAUUUGCCAACGCUCUUUUUGGGACCAGUAAUUUUGUAUGAACAAUUCACUCACGGCCUCAAAAAACCAUUUACGAGAUGGACUAAAACUAAAACUAUAAAAAUUCUAGGAAAUAUAGCUCGUUAUUUGUUUUGGAUGUUUUUUACACAUUUGUCUAUGCACUUUAUAUACUUUAAUGCCUUAAAAUAUCAACCAAUGUUUGUUGAGACUCUACAACCAUGGGCUUUUUAUGGAUAUGGAUACUGUAUGGGACAAUACUUUUUUAAUAAGUAUGUCGUAGUGUAUGGUCUGACUUGUACUGUAAGUAGAGCUGAAGACAUUGAUGCACCUCCUCCGCCUAAAUGCAUUGGUCGUAUACAUUUGUAUUCAGAUAUGUGGAAAUAUUUCGAUAAUGGACUGUACAAAUUUCUAUUAAGAUAUAUUUACAUUCCUCUAAAUCCCAUGAGUGAUUGUAGAAAAUUUGUUGCUUCUAUAAUAUGUUUUAUAUUUAUAUACUUUUGGCAUGGCAUGCAAUACUUCAUUUUUAUAUGGUCAUUUCUUAACUUUAGUGGUAUUUUGAUAGAAAUGAUAGCAAAAUCAUUGAGUUCCUAUUUUUAUAAAAGUAUAUUACGAGACAGUCUGAGUUUGAGCUUUAAGAGAAGACUUGAAUGUGCAUUAGCAAGUCCGUUGCUGGCACUUUCAGCUGUAUCAAAUUUUUAUUUUGUUGCUGGCAAAGAAAUAGGCCAUAUGUUUGCUUUGAGAACCGCAAUACAAGAUUCUUGGGAAAUAAGGAUCCUGAUGCUCUUUAUAUUAUACUGCUCAUGUCAAGUUUCUACAGAAAUAAAACAAUUUGAACAUAUUUAUAGAUAUAAGUACAAAAUAUGUAUAAAAAUACAGUGACUACGUACACUUUUUAUGAUAAAAAGCUAUAAAUCGAUACAUGUAUGCGGAGUACAAUAUUCUAUAUUUUCUUAAUUAUUA